GCCUGCGCUUCCUCCUUCGUCUCAUUCCACCCAACCGUACGAUCUCCUCUUUGUAUAAAUAUGUCGGCCGAGACAUGAUUUACUCGUGCACAACUAUUUUCGUCAUUGGUCGUUGUCGAGUCGUUACUGCGCCCGAAGAACGAAACGAGAGUCUGUGGUGUCAGGGUCAAGGAUUCCUUCUUCGUUGUGCGUUUUGUAUACGCGUUGAUGGACAAAGCCUCGAUUCUGUCGCUCUGCAUCGAUCGAUGACGUGAAAUGGUGCGUGGAUAUCAUUAUGGAAAUUGUUGAAACAAUAGUGGAUUUCGAGAGGAAUAUUUCAUUCAUUGUAAAAUGAAAAUUUGUAGAACAAAGAUCAAAAAGAUUUGGGAAUACGAGAUCUAAUAAUAUAAUAUUCCACGAUGUUUAUCUGGCGUGCACUUAAUAAAAUGAAAAUAUCGCGUGUCAACGAAUAUCAUAGUAUUCCCCAACUCUUUCCUUUUCACGAUACAUUAAAAAAAUUAAAAGAUUAGAAUUCUGAUUAUUGUCCUUUUUACUAUUCGAUGUUUUAGUUAAACUUUGCUUGCGAAUCGAUGCAGACGUGUUAUUAUCGUGUCAGUUUCAAAUCGACGAGGGAUCCAAAAAUUCUCUCGAUUCCCUCUUUUAUUGAGAAGAACGAUGAUGCUGAUCGAGUGAAGUUGCUCGACGGGAAUUUAAACGUUUCAAAAGUUUUUGAACGCAAGUUUGGAUACUUGAUACAAGGAGAGGAAUGGAAUUUUCGAAUUUGAUGCAUCUUCUAAACAACAGGGAUGUCACGUUCUUUCCAAUGACACCUCCAAAGAAGAAAAAUCGAAAAUUAACGAAAAUUAACACGGUUGUACUGAGCCUACCAUUGUCCGAUGCACGCAUCAUCAAUCUGGUUCUACUCGUUCUGGGCACCAGUUUAAACCUUUUGAUCAUUUUGAUAAUCGUUUGUGUACCUUCCGCGAGGACAUCCAAGAAUUUCUACAUCGUCAGCCUAGCCUGCUCGAGCAUGAUUAUAUUAAUCGAACCUCUGGAAGAAAUAUUGAAAUGGUUCUUCGACGUGAAUAUGAAACUGAAUAUGGAUUACGUGUGUAUAAUCAACUUCGACAUUUCCAUUAUCACGAUCGUCGUUUUGAAGUUCGUGCAAUACGUUAGCAUCUUUCGGAAUCAAAUAUCGUUUGGCCACGUAUUGUUGAAGAAGUAUACAACCGUGAAAGGCAUUCUGUUGAUUUGGUCUUCGUGCAUUAUUUCACUCGCUAUUUCCCUUCAUAUAUACGAUUAUUUCGAGGAAGAUAUGCCGGAUAUUUACAUAUGCAUCACGAUCAUGUUCAUUACCAUGCCGUUGAUCAUAUCCGCGUCCAUAGACGCGUUGAUCAUUUACGAAUUGAAGAUAUUGAAAAAAAUCGAAGGAUCGUGGAGGAUGAACGAGUUGAGGCACUAUAUUAUGUUGGUGGUAAUCACAAUCGCUUUUAUCCUGAUACGAAUACCGUAUCGAUUGGCUAGAGCGAUCAAUUUCUUAGAGCCUAAGGCAUCGUGCUGCACAGACGAUAAAAGAGAGGUGCUCUAUUUCAUGGCCAAGAUGUAUCCCUUCGUCUUCUCGCUCAUUUAUAUCUCGUUAUCGAAUGAAUUUCACGAAAUCAUAAUGACGAUUCUAAAAAACGGGUGUCAAAAAUUUCCUAGAGAAAUUCGAAUAUCUUCCAAUGAUAACGUAAUUGUAUGAUAUAAAUAUCAAUGCGUCAUUACACACAUAUAUUUCUGAUUAAAAAUAAAUGGAUGAAAAGAAUCAUUUGUCAAAGAAGAGAUUAAUUAUAAAAAUAUUCGAUCAUAUUUCAUAUUUCCAUUCGGCCCGUAGUUAUAUGUAUUAACAUCAAAAAAUGUAUUUAUAGCACAUCCCUGCAUGAAUUACUCAAAAGCUCGAACCACUGCUCUCAAACAUGAAAGACGUGCUUUGUGAACGAAGUUAAACUUGAAACAUGUAUCCCGCAAGUUGAUAUUCAUAACAUAGUGAGAACAAGAGUAUCUCAAACUCUUGAAUAUUAUUUAAGUACUUGCACCUAAUAAAAACACGCAUCAUGGCUAAAUUAAGAAGAAAAAAAAGGAAAAAAAAAGAACAAGGAUCUCACAGUGUUUUAAUCUCAAGUUUUACGCGUUUAAAAUCCGUUGAUUUUAAUUUAAUUUACGUACAAUGUAUCGAUACAUCAGUUGAAGGAUUGGAUGGAAUCAUCAAAUAUCGAUUGAGACUUAUAUUUAUUAAAUGAUUAAGUAUUUACGAGCAAUUUAAGUUAGAUGGAGAAUGAAAUGCAUGGAGAGCUUACAUCGAUAAUGCAAAUUUCAUUUAUUCAUAAACUUAAUAAAUAAACCUCGAUCGAUAUUCUUAUAUAUUCCGUAUUACUGUUUCAGCUCCUUAAGAUCGAAAUACGUGAAUACAUCUACGUAUAUUAACACUCCAUAUACCAUACUGAAAUAUAGUUCGAUGAAAAUCAACUUUAAAACCAUCGCGAUACGCAAUACAUUUCCAUUGAUUUUAGAGUCAGAAAUCUGCACGAUAACUUGUUCGAUAAAAAUUUAUCCUAAUUGUACCAACAGAAAGAAGAAAAACUGCUUGAAAGAUUACAAAAUACGUCGAAGAAUCUCGAAGCAGCCAAUAAAACACUCGUUUAACUCGAUAUAUAUAGGGACAAGUGGUCGUGAAAACGAUAUAUUAAAAUAAUGGAGGCGAAACAACUUGGCCUUGGUCCAUUCGAAGAACGUUUUCCGCCCAUUACGAGCAACACCAAGGGGUGGACGAAAUUUGCAAGAGUGUCUCUUACAGAGCUUCUCUCUCGUCGCAAAGUCGUGAAUUCAUUGCGCUCUCUGUAUGCAAAUUAGGCCCCCUUUGGGCGCGUCUGUCGAGUGCAUAAGUCGAUGGAGAGGCGCACAUACGUGGAAACACGCGUGUGUUCGGGUCGAAACGACCACGUCCACUUUGUAUCCGCCUGUAUCUCGCCGAGGAAAAAUAGCUCGAGUCGUAAUCUGUUGGCCGGCGCAUCGCGAAAUCGUUACGAACGCCUCGAUUGUUCGCCCGUUACGAUAGCGACACGACGAGACUUACACGCUCCGCUUUAAACGACAAACGUGACCUCUCGAGAUAUGCCGUACGAUUCCAGAUAUUCCCCGUGAAUUUUUCACGCGUGGAACGAUGCCACAUCGAUAUUGCGAGCGUUGGAAAAUUUAUGUAACGUUUUUUUUUUUUAAAAAUAUAUCUUCUUCUCGGGGAAGGAGAUAAGGAUCGGCUGGAAGAAACGAAGGCGCAUGAAUUUUGGAAAAUUUGGUUUCUUCUUCCGUUUCAUGGAAAUCUUGUGAGAUCGUAUAUGAAUUCGAAGAGUUUGGCGAAUUCGUCUUUGGAACGGAUUACGUUAUAAAGAGUUCCAUCCGAGAAAAAUAAGAAUUGGGUUGAAAUGUCGGAGGCCAUCUCCAUCUAGACAAGACUUCUAUAUAGGGAUGUCGCACGUAAGAUCUAUUUGAUUCUCUAUCUGCUCAAAUAAGGAAUGGUUCUCGAGAUAAUUGCUUAAACAUCGUACGAUGAGAUGGAAUAAUUGUAAGAGAUUGUGCUGCCUUGAAUGAGUGAAAUUGAAAAAGUAAUUUCUAUUCUAUUUUUCUUCGGUUCAAUUUAUAUUAAUUGUUAUUGCAAAAGAAAAGAAAGAAAAAUUAAAAAUUAUGUUGGCAUAUUUUA
This is a messenger RNA of Apis cerana (Asiatic honeybee), 3712 nucleotides long. RefSeq lists its product as uncharacterized. Gene Ontology annotation, biological process: G protein-coupled receptor signaling pathway. Gene Ontology annotation, molecular function: G protein-coupled receptor activity. Lineage: Eukaryota; Metazoa; Arthropoda; Insecta; Hymenoptera; Apidae. Gene Ontology annotation, cellular component: membrane. The record is from RefSeq and is a predicted model, not a curated record.